Messenger RNA from Trichoderma aggressivum f. europaeum, 528 nucleotides. RefSeq lists its product as uncharacterized. NCBI's taxonomy places the organism in Eukaryota, Fungi, Ascomycota, Sordariomycetes, Hypocreales, Hypocreaceae. The transcript has a single exon. The coding region runs from base 1 to 528 and encodes 175 amino acids. The record is from RefSeq and is a predicted model, not a curated record.
AUGCCUAUGGAUGUUCCUCUGCGGACGCCCCCUGGCGCUGGUGCUGGUGCUGCGCUACGAUACAAGUGCCCUCUCUCGUCAGAUUCGCCUUUCCAUUCAUUGCCUCUUCCAAAAUACAUAAGGACACUUGCCCUCGCCUCUCCCCACGAACUGUCUACUCCCCAGAUCAUCACAAUCACAAUCACAAAGCAUCACAACUGCUUGCACACCAAACCAAACCAUCUACACUACUUCAAAGCCUCACACUUGAACUUUGCUGCUCUAGCACUCAAGCCUAUCUGCUCUCGACCAGCAACCAUCAACCUACUUACACGGGACGCCGCCUUCUACCGUCGUCCACAACACCAAACAUAUCAAGCUCUCACAGCUUUUCAACAAACCCUCACAACCUCACAAUGCCUGCUCAGCGACCUUCUCACCUUCCUCCCUGCCCGGGUCCCCCACCCAGCCGACCUCUUCCUCCUCUGCCCAAAUGAGAGCCGCGCCCGCUCUGAGGAGAUACAUCAUACUCUCUCUCUCCAACUUUGA